AUGAUUGGCUUCCGGUCGGGCCUGUCGACACAAGAUGCCUUUCUUCUCCUGAAGGAGGAGGUACUCUCUAACAUCCCGAGGGGUGGCGAACACCUCAUUAUGGCGCUGGAUCUCAAAAGCGCGUUUGAUAACGUGUCUCAGGAGGCAAUCCUCUCCGAGCUCAGCAAUCUCAACUGCGGCGAGCGCACCUUCCAAUAUGUCAAGACUUUUCUGUCCAACCGAACGGCAACAAUAGGAAUGGGUGACACGAGAUCGAACCCUCAAGACAUGCCCAACAAGGGCACACCACAGGGAUCGAUAAUCUCCCCGCUCCUGUUCAACGUUGCCAUGAUCGGCGUCGCAAGGGCUCUACAGCAGAUUCCGAACAUCGGAUACACCCUGUAUGCGGACGACAUUACAAUCUGGACAAACUCCGGCUCUCUAGCCGAGAAGGAAUACACACUCCAAGCGGCAGCAAUCUGCGUCGAAACAGAGGCCAUUCGAUGCGGACUGCAUUGCUCCCCCGACAAAUCCGAAGUGAUUCGCAUACAGGGACACCACUACAAAUCGCCAGGCAACCUGAACAUUCUCCUACAUGGGGUCCCAAUCCGGGAAGUACCACUCAUCCGGAUCCUGGGCCUCUGGCUGCAGAGCGACGGAAAGGCCAACCACACACUCCAACUGCUCAAGACUACAACACAGCAGAUCUCUAAGAUGAACCACCGGGUGGUCAGAAACAGAAAAGGCAUGCGGGAGGAAGACACGAUCCUUCUGGUGCAGGCACUGGUCAUCAGCCGCCUCUCCUACGGGCUCCCUUACCUCACCCUGCUCCGAGCAGACUUCAACAAAGCCAAUGCGAUGAUACGCGUAGCCUACAAGAACGCCAUCAGUCUCCCACCGUACACAUCAAACGUCAACUUGGAAGCUUUGGGACUACAUAACACGUUCGAGGAAAUUCAGGAGGCGGUCCUCCUGUCCCAGAGAGAACGCCUCCUCUCCACAGCGACAGGCCUACACAUCCUCAAGCGCAUCGGCUACCCGGCAGACCUUGACGCCAUCCAGUCGACCACAAACAUUCCGACAUCGUACCGGGCCAGAAGACUGCGUCCACAAGUGCCUGACGACCCGUACCCCAUCGUCCCGGACACAGUCCUGGCAGAGGCGAAGGCUGCUCGAAGGGCCGCGCUCCGGAACAUCCUCCCGGAAAAUCCUACGCCCCUGCCAGGGAAGUUCACCCGUGCUGAGGCCACACGCCUGCGACGCAUCGUCACGGAGACAGCAGUGAAACCAGCUCACCGCGCCAUGAUGCGCCUCCAGACCUGCUUCCUGCUCGUCGGAUUCAUCACUCCUCGCACCGCCUCCCUUCGCCUUGUCCUCCUCAGUUCCCGCGACGCCACCGGUCCUACUACCUGGCGAGAUUGCUCUGCGGACGUCCAGUUGAAGUCGCCAAAGCCACCGGCCACCGAAGGCUUUGGAGCGUAA
Dermacentor silvarum is the source of this 1461-nucleotide messenger RNA. RefSeq lists its product as uncharacterized. The transcript has 3 exons. The coding region runs from base 1 to 1461 and encodes 486 amino acids. The record is from RefSeq and is a predicted model, not a curated record. Lineage: Eukaryota; Metazoa; Arthropoda; Arachnida; Ixodida; Ixodidae.